GCAGGAACACAUUGCAGCACACCACGCAUAAAACACAUUACUAUCACCACACAACAAAAAAGAAGAAGAAUACCAUGAACCUCCGGAGUUCGUCGUUGCUGCUGUCGAUGGCACUCGCGUCCUCCCUCGUGGACGACGCGGCCUCCUUCCACACCAUUGCAAGGCAAGCGAGAACCGUGGCAUCGGUUUCCUCCUCCUCGCUCUCGGCUUCCUCCAUGUCGGAGACGRGCGCCAUGGUGAACGACGUCCGCAAGCAGCUCAACGAGAACGAGGACGCCCGGAUGGUCAUGGACGCCCUCCGCGGGAAAAACCUCAACGACGACGACACGGCCCUGGACGGCCUCCAGAUGAGGCUGGUGGACAUCGGGGCCGCCUCGACCGACCCCGACACGGGCCUCCCCUACGAGUACGACCCGGCCGCCCUCCAGUCCUUCUUCAAGAAGCGGCCGCUCACCAUCGUCCAGCGGCUCUUCCAGCUGGCGAGCGUCGGGGGCGGACUGGCCGUGAAGCUGGCCCUGGACGCCCUGCUGGGGCGCAUCAAGGACAACCCCGAGCUCGAGAUCCAGCGGGCCGGGGAGCUCCGGGACACCAUCACCAGCCUCGGGCCCUUCUACAUCAAGAUCGGCCAGGCCCUCUCGAUCCGGCCGGACGUCCUGUCGCCCCGGUCGAUGGUGGAGCUACAGAAGCUCUGCGACAAGGUCCCGAGCUACGACUCGAAGGUGGCCUUUGCCACCAUCGAGGACGAGCUCGGGAAGUCGGUGGACGAGAUCUUCUCGGAGAUCACACCCGAGCCGGUCGCGGCCGCCAGCCUCGGGCAGGUCUACAAGGCCACCCUCCGGUCGACGGGGGAGACGGUCGCCGUCAAGGUCCAGCGGCCGGCCGUCCUCGAAACCGUCUCGCUCGAUUUGUUCCUGGCCCGGGAGAUCGGCCUCAUCGCCCGGAACUUUCCCCAGCUGACGGACCGCCUGGACGCGGUGGCGCUCUUGGACGAGUUUGCCUUUCGCUUCUACCAGGAGCUCGACUACAACCUCGAGUGCGAGAACGGACUCCGGAUCGCCGAGGACAUGAGCGUCCUGCCCAUGGUCGUCAUCCCCAAGAACUACCCCGAGUUCACCAGCCGGCGGGUCCACGUGGCGGAGUGGAUCGAGGGGGAGAAGCUCAGCCAGUCCAAGGCCGACGACGUCGGCGCCCUGGUCAACCUCGGGGUCAUUACCUACAUGACGCAGCUGCUGGACAAGGGGUUCUUUCACGCGGGUAAGUAACGCCGGGUGUGGGGCGAGCAAUCGAUGGAUGGGUGGAGGCACCCGCGGGUGGUGGGACACGAAACAGAAUCCAAGAAAAAUCGUUGCAAGACAGCUCACCCGUUUUCUCUUUUGUUCUUUGUUGCGUUGCGUUGCGUUGCGUUGUGAUGUGAUGCGUUGCGUUGCGUUGUCGCCCGCUGCCCGCAGAUCCCCAUCCCGGAAACAUGCUUCGAACCACCGACGGAAAACUCGCCAUUCUCGAUUUCGGGCUGAUGACCGAGAUCACCGACAACCAGAAAUACGGCAUGGUGGAAGCCAUUGCCCACCUCAUCAACCGCGACUACACCGAAAUCGGACAGGAUUUCAUCAACCUGGACUUUAUUCCGGAGGGAACCGACACCUCSCCCAUCGUCCCGGCCCUCACCACCGUCUUUGACGUGGCSCUGGCCGGCGGGGGCGCCAAGUCGAUCAACUUCCAGGAGCUGGCCGCCGAUUUGGCCGUCAUCACCUACGAGUUCCCCUUUCGCAUCCCCCCCUACUUUGCGCUGGUCAUCCGGGCCAUUUCCGUCCUGGAGGGGAUCGCCCUUGUGGGCAACCCCGAGUUUGCCAUCAUCGACGAGGCCUACCCCUACAUCGCCCGCCGGCUCAUGACGGACGAUUCGCCGCGGCUCCGGGCCGCGCUCCGGUACAUGGUGUACGGCCGCGAGGGAGAGUUCGACGCCGAGCGGUUGAUCGACCUCCUGGAGGCCCUCGAAAAGUUCAAGGCCAUCCGGGACGACGGCGACGGAACGGCAUACAAGGUGGAUGGCGUCCGGGGAAACAAGGUCGUUGGGAGCGCCGGGGACUUUGUGGGAUCGCAGGUGGUCGACACCUCGGAGCGGGACACCGACAUCGACGGGGGACGCUUCCGGGUGUCCAACAACAACAACAACAACGUCGGCGGAAGCAACCUCCAGGAUCAAACCGAGGAAGACCAGGAAACCGUCCGGGAGGGCCUCCGGUUCUUUUUCAGUGAAGAGGGCGAGCCCUUCCGGGAAUUCAUGCUGGAAGAAAUCGUCACGGUGGUGGACGCCUCGAGCCGCGAGGCGACCCAGGAACUUAUCCGCCGCGUCGGGCUCUCCAACCUCCCCACGCCGUCCUUUCUUCGGGCCCUGAAUCCGGAGCUGAGCGACAACGACAAGAGAAUGGUGCAGCAGAUCACGAAACUCGUUCAGUUUCUGGGAGGGGACUACGACGGGGCCAUCGGAGGAGGGAACAACAACAAUCUCGGGAACGGGGGAAAUGCCACCACCGCGAGGCUGCGGGCCCUCAUCCCCAUCGUUCGGGAAUACCGGGUGCCGCUACAGGACUUUGGAAAGCUGCUGAUCGCGCGGCUGACGGAAAAGAACCUCCAGCGGGGUAUCAACUGGGCGAGCCAGCGGCUUUCCGAGGGACCGCUGGCCGCGGCGGCCAGAACGCGGUGAACGAACCAAACGACGGAGGCGAGUUUCCCGGUCGAUUUUUGAGUAGGCUUGCGAGAAAUCACAUAACCAAUACAAAGAAUACAAUAAGAACGCAAUU
Pseudo-nitzschia multistriata is the source of this 2801-nucleotide messenger RNA. The record is from the annotation of a GenBank genome assembly. NCBI's taxonomy places the organism in Eukaryota, Bacillariophyta, Bacillariophyceae, Bacillariales, Bacillariaceae.